UCAUUGCCACCACCUCCUCCCCACCGCAUAUACCCACCAAUCAUGGCAAGCAGCAAACCAAACAAACUCGCCUUCUUGUCCAUGCCAGCGCCGGCGGCCUACGUCGCCGGUCUGGGGCGUGGUGCUUCUGGCUUCACCACUCGUUCCGACAUCGGCCCCGCGCGAGAAGGACCCACGCCAGAACAGAUCGCUGAAGCGCAAGCUCGGCGGGGUGAAGAGGAAGAGGGUGGAGAUGAGGCCCAGUUCCAGGACCCGGAUAACGAGGUGGGGUUGUUUGCUGGAGGAGUAUACGAGGCAGACGAUGAGGAAGCCGAUCGGAUAUGGGAGGCGGUUGACAAGAGAAUGGACAUGCGCAGGAAAGUUCGCAGGGAAGCGCGCGAAGCAGAAGAACUCGCAAAGUUCCGCAGCGAGCGGCCAAAACUCCAGCAACAGUUUACAGAUCUCAAGCGCGGUCUUUCCAGCGUAUCUGACGCUGAAUGGGAAAACCUUCCGGAAGUGGCCAACCUCACGGGCAAGAAGCGAAAAUUGAACACGCGCGAGCGCACGUAUGCCGUCCCUGAUAUCGUCCUACUAGGCAAUAAGGACAGGAACGAAGUCGUCAAUUCCGUAAAUGACGCGGACCAAGCGGGUGCUGACACCCCGGGAGGGAUGCAGAGCUUGGUCGACAUCGGUGCGGCGAGGGACAAGGUGUUAUCUUUGAAGCUGGAUCAGGUAUCAGGCACAGCGACGACCUCCGGACUCUCUUCCUCUAUCGACCCUAAAGGCUACCUCACGUCACUCGACUCUCAAAUCCACAAGACCGCAGCCGAGAUCGGCGACAUCAAAAAGGCACGCUCCCUGUUCGAGUCCCUCAUCAAAUCGAAUCCGAAGCACGCACCCGGUUGGAUUGCCGCCGCCACACUAGAAGAACAUGCGGGACACAUGGUGAAAGCCCGUCGGCUCAUCAAGCAAGGGUGCGAACAAUGUCCAAAAUCCGAGGACGUAUGGCUCGAAGCGGCCCGUCUCCACACCCCCGCAGACGCGAAGGUCAUCCUCGCAGAAGCGGUGCAGCAUCUCUCGCAAAGUGUACGCAUCUGGCUCACCGCCGCAGACCUGGAGCAAGACGUGCAGGCGCGCAAACGCGUGCUGCGGAAGGCCCUCGAACAUAUCCCGAACUCCGUUCGUCUGUGGAAAGAGACUGUAAACCUAGAGGGCAACCCUGCAGACGCACGCGUCCUCCUCGCCCGCGCCGUCGAGCUUAUUCCCUCCUCUGUCGAGCUCUGGCUGGCCCUAGCCCGGCUAGAAACCCCCGCCAAAGCCAGGCAGGUGAUCAACCGCGCGCGCUUGGCAGUACCCACCAGCCACGAAGUGUGGAUCGCAGCGUGUAGGCUGAUGGAGCAGGAGGGAGAAGAACAGGCCGCAGUGGACCGGAUGAUGGCCCAGGCCGUUUUACGUUUGCGAAACGCCGGGCUUGUGCUCAAACGGGAUAUGUGGCUGGACGAAGCAGACAAGGCUGAAGCCGAGGGCGCGCCAAGAACCUGCGUCGCUAUCGUUCGCGCUACAGUCGCCCUCGAGGUGGAAGAAGAAGAGCGGUACGACCGUUGGCUGGAGGAUGUCGAGGCCUUCCUUGAGAAGGGUCGUGUGGAAUGCGCGCGUGCCGUCUUAGCCUACGCGCUCAAGGUCUUCCCCGACCGUCCUAGUCUGUGGAGGCGCGCCGCCGACUUGGAGAAGGAACAUGGCACGCGCCAGGCUCUAGAGCAGAUCCUUGCCGAGGCAGUCAGGUACUGUCCCCAGGCAGAGGUGCUCUGGCUUAUGGCUGCAAAGGAGAAGUGGCUCGCCGGGGACGUACCUACCGCCCGGCGUGUGCUCGCUGAUGCGUUUGCUGCCAACCCCCGGAGUGAGCGGAUCUGGCUCGCCGCUGUUAAACUUGAGGCGGAGAACGGAGAGGUUGACGUUGCCCGCCAAGUCCUGGAGAAGGCGCGCGCUGAGGCGGACACGGAGAGGAUAUGGAUGAAGAGCGCCGUGUUCGAGCGGCAGAAUGGGAACACACAGCGCGCACUCGAAAUCGUCGAUGCCGCCCUACGGAAGUACGACACGUUCGACAAACUCUAUAUGAUCAAGGGUCAGAUCUACGCCGAUGACCUCGGCAAGAUCAAAGAGGCAAGGGAGACCUAUGAGCAAGGGCGGAAGAAAUGCUCUAAGAGCAUCCCUCUCUGGAUUCUCUCUUCCAUGCUGGAGGAGCGUGCGGGCAUCACAAUCAAAGCGCGAAGCAUUCUCGACCGGGCGCGACUAGUGAACCCGAAGAACGCCGAGCUAUGGGCGGAGAGCAUCCGUAUAGAAGAGCGCGCAAACUUGCAAGGCCAAGCAAAGACUCUUCUUGCCAAGGCGCUCCAGGAAUGCCCUUCGUCUGGUCUCCUAUGGUCUAUGGCCAUCUGGGCUGAGCCCCGGGCGAGCCGAAAACGUGUCUCCGUCGAUGCGAUCAAGAAAUGCAACGAUGACCCACAGGUCAUCCUCUCCGUCGCACGGAUGUUCUACUACGACAGGAGCAUCAUGAAAGCGCGCCAGUGGUUCGAGCGGGCGGUCACGGCCAGCCCUGACUUGGGGGACGCCUGGGCGUGGUAUGUCAAGUUCGCGCGACAAUAUGGGACAGAGGGGGAGUCGAAUCCAGAAGCGAUUGAACGUUGUAAACCCGAAUCUAUCGUGCAGCGUACUAUUACUGCCGAGCCACACCAUGGUUCGGUAUGGCAGUCGAUAGCAAAAGGCAUGAAGAACGCGAGGAAGAACACGGCGGAGAUAUUGGAGCUGGCUGUGGCCAGUUUAGACUAGUGUCCGCUCACUCUAUCCAAGUUUUCGGUAAUGUGUAUU
This is a messenger RNA of Dacryopinax primogenitus, 2844 nucleotides long. RefSeq lists its product as uncharacterized. Bases 43 to 2805 code for a protein of 920 amino acids. The transcript has 4 exons. NCBI's taxonomy places the organism in Eukaryota, Fungi, Basidiomycota, Dacrymycetes, Dacrymycetales, Dacrymycetaceae. Gene Ontology annotation, molecular function: protein binding. Gene Ontology annotation, cellular component: catalytic step 2 spliceosome; U4/U6 x U5 tri-snRNP complex. The record is from RefSeq and is a predicted model, not a curated record. Gene Ontology annotation, biological process: spliceosomal tri-snRNP complex assembly; mRNA splicing, via spliceosome.